Aspergillus pseudonomiae is the source of this 1821-nucleotide messenger RNA. Its product is annotated as putative MFS drug efflux pump. Gene Ontology annotation, biological process: transmembrane transport. Bases 1 to 1821 code for a protein of 606 amino acids. The record is from RefSeq and is a predicted model, not a curated record. The transcript is spliced from 7 exons. Lineage: Eukaryota; Fungi; Ascomycota; Eurotiomycetes; Eurotiales; Aspergillaceae. Gene Ontology annotation, molecular function: transmembrane transporter activity.
AUGGAGGUCGCCAAUAACUUCACUCAAUCGCAAGUAGACGAAAAGACUGUUGGACUCACGGACAAUACCCAUGACAAACAGGGCUAUAGUCAUCAAGAAGAUGUAGGAUCUGGUGGCUAUGCGGAUGAGUCGGGUGAGUCGGGUGAGCAUGGGUCUGAGUCUCCUAUGACUUUCCGCCGCUUUAUGGGCUUUACGGCCAUGGCCUUCUUAUGGACUGGAAGUCAGAUUCCUGUCUAUCUGUUUGGAGGAAUUCCGCCCUAUAUCUAUGGAGAUAUAGGUGGAUCAGAUCGAUGGGUUUGGUUUGUGUGUGCCCAUGUCUUCCCAUAUUCUAUGAAACAGUUGAGCUUACAAUUCUCUGAUGUUUUGCAGGUCCUAGCUAACCUCCUCGCCCUUGCCGGUGUCUGUCCAUUUGUUGGAUCCCUUUCCGAUCUGAUAGGCCGUCGCUAUGUUGCCCUAAUUGGAGUCUCGCUCAUUUGUAUCGGGAUGAUUGUGAGCAGCACAGCGCACACGAUGAAUACAUUCAUUGGUGGAAUGGCCAUUGCAGGUGCAGGUGCGGGCGUCAACGAGUUGACCGCAUUGGCUGCAACGUCUGAAAUGGCGCCUACCAGACAGCGAGGCACGUAUGUCGCCGUUUUGAUCUUCACUAUAGUGCCGUUCUGCCCAUCUGUAUUAUGGGCUCAGCUUAUAGCAGCCCAUAGCGGUUGGCGAUACGUUGGGGCAUUCUGUGGUGCCUGGAAUGGUUUCGGGUUGUUGAUCACGGCAUUAUUUUAUUAUCCGCCACCAAGAAUUAAUUCGGAGGGAUUGUCUCCUAAAGAGGUUAUAUCUCGGGUUGACUAUGUCGGUGGCUUCCUCAGCAUUGUAGGACUAAUCCUGUUCAUGGCUGGGAUGCAAUGGGGCGGUUAUCAGUACCCCUGGUCAUCGGCGCAUGUCCUCGCACCACUUAUCCUCGGACUCGCUUUCCUAGUUAUUUUCGGAAUUUGGGAAGUCUACGGCGCAAAGUACCCUAUCUUCCCCAGUCGCUUAAAGCAAGAACCUCGUAUCCUGGGUCUAACCCUAGUUAUCACCUUCAUCUCCGGUGCAAACUUUUUCUCUGUGAUCAUGUUCUGGCCCACCCAGUCAUUCAACGUAUACGGACAUGACCCAGUUGAAGUCGGUGUCAGAAGCUUACCCGUCGGAUUCGGCAUCAUGGGCGGUGCCUGCAUCACAUUGUGGCUACUGAGUCUCCUAAAAGGCCACAAUAAAGAAUUAUUGAUCAUCAGCAGUGUCCUCAUGACCGCUGGUUGCGGCGCAAUCGCAAUUGCCCGUCCCGACAACCUGCACCAACUAUGGGGCCUCCUCACCCUCGCCGGUAUAGGUAUCGGCGGAAUCGUAGUUCCAGCCUCCAUCAUGACAACCAUCAUCUGUCCAGAUGACCUAAUUGCGACUAUCUCCGCCCUAACCCUCUCCAUCCGCGUAGUCGGCGGCAGCAUCGGCUACACGAUCUACUACAACGUCUUCAUAUCCAAAUUCGUCCCAAAUGCCGAACACUACAUCGGCGGUGUCAUGCUCACACAGCUCAACAUCACGAAUACUACCUACAUCGCCGAAGCAAUCGAGCUCACUGGUGCCUCGCUACUAGAUGAACUGCGGAAUAUUCCUGGAAUCGCAGGAAAUGAAACCGCGUAUCAGGCUGUUGUGGCGGCAGGCCAGCUGGCCUAUUCGGAGAGCUAUAAGUGGGUAUAUUAUGCUAGUAUUGCGUUUGGUGGCGUUUCGAUUUUGGCGUCGUGUUUCUUGGGAAAUAUUGGGGAUUACAUGGAUGAUCAUGUGGCUGUGGUCAUUUAG